AGGAUUUACCACUUCCCCCAUCGCCAUACACGAGGGUACCGACGUUAAAAGGGAAGCGUUAACGAAAGAAGAUCUUUUUACAUAAUCGAAAUUAUUAGGUAAAAGAAUUUGCCAUGGCACAGAGUAAGCUGAACGAUUUGGCAGGCAAGUUCUCCAAUGGACCAAAGGGACUCGGAACAGGACUGAAAUUGCUUGCUUUGGCCGGAGCAGCAGCCUAUGGAGUCAGUCAGUCCAUGUACACCGUGGAAGGUGGUCACCGCGCCAUCAUCUUCAGCAGACUUGGGGGAGUGAAAAACGAUACAUAUCCAGAAGGUCUUCAUCUCAGACUACCCUGGUUCCAAUAUCCCAUCAUCUAUGACAUCAGGUCACGACCAAGGAAAAUUUCCUCACCAACUGGCUCAAAAGAUUUGCAGAUGGUUAACAUCACCUUGCGAGUCCUUUCCAGACCAGAUGCUGCCUUACUCCCUGAUGUCUACAGAAACUUAGGGUUAGAUUAUGAUGAAAAAGUCCUUCCUUCCAUCUGCAAUGAAGUCCUUAAAAGUGUUGUUGCCAAGUUUAAUGCCUCUCAGCUCAUCACACAGCGUCAGCAAGUUUCCCUACUUGUUCGUCGUGAAUUGACAGAGCGAGCCAGGGACUUCAACAUCAUCCUCGACGACGUUUCCAUCACAGAACUCAGCUUUAGCAAAGAAUACGCCGCUGCCGUCGAAUCCAAGCAGAUCGCCCAACAAGAUGCCCAGCGAGCUGCCUUCUUCGUCGAAAAGGCUUACCAAGAACGCCAACAGAAAAUCGUUCAAGCUGAGGGUGAAGCCGAGGCCGGCAAAAUGAUGGGAGUUGCCAUAGGUAUUAACCCUGGUUACCUGAAGCUGAGGAAAAUCCGUGCUGCACAAAAUAUUGCCCGAACGAUUGCCGCAUCUCAAAAUCGUGUCUACCUUAAUGCUGACUCGCUUAUGAUCAACGUGAGUGACGUUUCCUUCGAUGAACGCAUUGCCACUGUUGGAAACCUUAAGAAACCCGAAGUGAAAAAAUGAAAUAGUCAAGCUAUGGGAAGUUUGUUAACGCUUAUUCGUCGCUAUUUCUGAUUCAUGCAAAUGUGGUCGAAUUAGUUCCAAAUAGACUGUUGGAUGUAGUUAAUGAGAAUUCGUCGACGGUUUUGCUUUUUAAAGUGAUUUGUUUGUAUCUUUUCCGUGAAAGCGGCGAUGAAGUAACAUUAACUUUAAUGUACAUCCAAUAAAAAAAACUGUACUGUAUUUCGAAUAAAAUUAGAUUUUUUUCA
Messenger RNA from Daphnia pulicaria, 1273 nucleotides. RefSeq names its product prohibitin-2-like (gene Phb2). Gene Ontology annotation, biological process: mitochondrion organization. The record is from RefSeq and is a predicted model, not a curated record. NCBI's taxonomy places the organism in Eukaryota, Metazoa, Arthropoda, Branchiopoda, Diplostraca, Daphniidae. The transcript is spliced from 7 exons. Gene Ontology annotation, cellular component: membrane; mitochondrion. Bases 114 to 1028 code for a protein of 304 amino acids.